Messenger RNA from Symphalangus syndactylus (siamang), 1097 nucleotides. RefSeq lists its product as uncharacterized. NCBI's taxonomy places the organism in Eukaryota, Metazoa, Chordata, Mammalia, Primates, Hylobatidae. The record is from RefSeq and is a predicted model, not a curated record.
AUGAAUUUUUGGAAGACGCUGUCCGACCUGGGACAACAGCCAGCCCCUCACUGGCUCCCUCAGUCCAUCCACCCUUCAGAGGUGUCCCCGCAGUCGGCUGUGGCUGUGGUGGCGUCCCUUUCUCGUUUCUGCUCGAAUUAUGCCAACUGUCCUGCUGCGCCACCUUUGUCUGUCCUCGCAUCCGCUGAUAGGAUUUCGGGUCGCUUCCACUUUGUGGCUUUUUUGAAGAAUGCCGCUAGGAACAUUCACACGCAGGUUUUUGGUGUGGAUCUAAGCUGCCCGGAAAUACGACUUGAUGAUCUGCGAUCCGGGGAAGCCGCGCCAGGGCUCUGCGAAGCUGCCGGCGAGGGAGGCGCCGGUGCGGGGGCUGCGGCUCAUCUCCGGGGGGGACCUGCCUUUCUCCAUGGGACCCGGGUCUUAGGAAACAGAGCAGAUGAAACGCACAGUGUGAAGGACAAGGAUUCUGCUGAGAGAAUUGCUCCAAGGGUUGCUCCAAGGAUUCUGCUGAGAGAAUUGCUCCAAGGGUUGAUCAUGGGAAAUAAUGCAUCAUACCAUUCUUUAGAUGCAGCUGAGGUGCACCUUCUCCUCGCCUGUGCCCAUCCACCUGAGAUGAACCAUAACCGUAAACGUCAGAAGGCACUGGCCCUUCAGAACAUGACAGGGUUAAAAGAUGCUGGAGGGAAAGAGUCCGUCGUUGACUUUUAUUCACUUCCUUUCUCCAGUCUGCCCUUUGGAGGAAGGGAAAUUUGUACUGAGAAACACAGAGGGAAAUGCUAUAUGAAGAUGGAGGCAGAGAUUGGAGCAAUUUGGAGCAAUGUGUAUGUCUGCAAGCCAAGGAACACCAAGUAUUGCCAGCCAUCAUCAGCGCUGGAGGAGGGGCCUGGAACAGAUUCCCACUGGAGCCCCCAAAAGGAUCCAACCCUGCUGACACUUUGACUUUGGACUUGUGGCCUUCAGAACUAUGGAGUUUCGCUCUUGUUGCCCAGGCUGGAGUGCCAUGGCGAGAUCUAGGCUCACUGCAACUGCUGCCUCCCAAGUUCAACCAAUUCUCCUGCCUCAGCCUCCCAAGUAGCUGGGAUUACAGGCAUGCACCACCA